AUGGCGUCGUGGCUCGAGACGCUGCGGUCGCUGACGUCGGACGUCGAGCGCGAGCUCUUCUCCGUGCUUCGGCGCUACGGGCGCCCAGAAGACUGCACCCCAGAGCACGUGGUGGCGCCCUGUACGCUUGCGCUGCGUCUGCACCCGAGCGACCCCGAGUUCCCGUUCGCGCUGGCCAACGGCCUCGAGAUCUACGUCGCGAUUCCGGUGGCGUACCCACGCGAGGCCGCCACGUUCCGAGUCCACUGUGAUGUUGCUGGCUUCGACGCGCUAUUCUCCGCGCGGAUAGCCUCGGCGCUCGAUGCGGCCAUGGCCGAUUGCGUCGGCCACCUCGUCCUCCGCAAGCUCCUCACGUGGCUCGACAACCAUUUGAAGGAGCUCAUCAUGCCACCCAAGCCAGCAGAGGCGACGGGCGACCACGCAGCAGCCUAUGGAGAUGCGCCCGAUGUCACGACGACAGCCACCGAGGGCGGCGACGCUGAGCCGCGUGCAGCCAAUGGCAACGACACGGCUGCGAACCAAUGCGAUGUGACCAUCGGAAAGGGCGACGACAAUGAAGAAGCCAAGUGCAGCGAAUGCGACGGUGAGAGCGAAAGCGACGGUGAUGCCAAGGGGGCUGACGACGAGGUCGAUGGUACUCUACCCGUGUGCAAGUUUUUCCUCGCCGGCAACUGCCGGCGAGGCGACCACUGCACGUUUACGCACGCAACGUCCGAAAAGAAGAAGAAGAAACGCAAGCGCCGGGGUCCGUCCAAGGCCGUUUGCCGGCAAUUUCUCGAUGGCAAGUGUCGUCGCGGCGCCAAGUGCCGGUACACGCACCCGCCGCCCGCAACCGCAACGGACGUCGUCAUCGAAGACGACGACAACACAACCAGCGCCAAGGAGCAAGCCGAGACGCUAGCUCCAUUGCCGGAAGACUGGUCGGUCGACCAGCAGCACGCGCUCGACGCCGCACUCAAGCAAUUCCCCGUCGGAUGCAUGGACACCAAGCCGCGCUGGGAGGCGAUCGCGGCGUGUGUGCCGCACAAGUCGCUCAGCGACUGCGUCAAGCGCUUCAAGUACCUCACCGCGCUCGUAAAAGCAAGCACGCGACACGUCGAACCACCGCCUCCAGCGUCCGACAAGGACGACGACAUUGACGAGGACGAACAUGCAAAGCACGACGAGACGCGCGACGCCCGUAUUGUGCCUGCGCACGCCCGCGUCAAGCUGGAUUUGGUGCCGGACGUCUCGGCCUGGCACAUUGACCUCGGCGCGCUCUUUCUGUACCAGAUCGACACGGUGCAGCUGCACGCGGUCUCGGGUCGGUUCCAGUGCCUCAACUGCCCGCUCUCCUUCCUAACGACGCUCUCGCUGGACGCACCGUCGUACAAAAAGUGGUGUCCCCGCUGCAGCCUCCUGCACACCAUCGAGUUUCGGCCCAUUCUCGUGCACGGUGCCAACUCGCUCGCGGCCAACAUGUCGUCGACCAACUGCGCACUCGUCGACGUAAGCACGCCACUUGUGUGCCUAGCGCUGUGCGCUGGCUGCGGUGUCGAAGGUCUCUUGUCGGCUGUGCCCCGGAUCCGCGCGGAAGCGUCGUGCCGCGGCUGCCACGCCAAGAUGGCGCUCGAGUGCAAGGCAGCGACGAUCGUCAAGCCAUUAAGCGCGCCCGACGUCCCUGUGUUUGACCAAGGCAAGAAGACCAAGAAGACCAAGGCGCUCAGCGAGAAUGUUCUCGUCGUGGGCCAGCCGCUCCCGAACGAAGGCAAGUGCAGUCAUUAUGGCAAGUCGAAGCGCUGGUUCCGCUUCCAGUGCUGCGGCACGGCGUACGCAUGCGACAUUUGCCAUAGCGAGUCGAGCUGCCACCAAGCGACCGCCGGCGUCUUUGCAAGUCGGUUCAUCUGCGGCCUCUGCUCGCGCGAGCACCCGACGUCGCUCAAAGAGUGUCCUUGCGGCAACGCUGUCGGCGCGGCGGCCGUCAAGGUCCACUGGGAAGGCGGGAAAGGCUGUCGGUCCCAGGCCACGAUGGCCGCCACGGACAAGCACAAGUUUCGCGGCCUUGCCAAGACGCAGAGCCAGAAAUGCAAGCGCGUCGGCCUCGAGGGCAAGCUCCGCCGCGAACGCAAGCUCGAGAAACAACAUGCGGCCUAG
Molecule: messenger RNA, 2133 nt
Organism: Saprolegnia parasitica CBS 223.65
Lineage: Eukaryota; Oomycota; Saprolegniomycetes; Saprolegniales; Saprolegniaceae
Exons: 1
Coding region: 1-2133 (710 amino acids)
Biological process (GO): regulation of translational fidelity; 'de novo' cotranslational protein folding
Cellular component (GO): cytosol
Molecular function (GO): zinc ion binding; Hsp70 protein binding; ribosome binding
Source: RefSeq, a predicted model, not a curated record